Messenger RNA from Ceratotherium simum simum (southern white rhinoceros), 1006 nucleotides. Lineage: Eukaryota; Metazoa; Chordata; Mammalia; Perissodactyla; Rhinocerotidae. The record is from RefSeq and is a predicted model, not a curated record.
CCACGCUGCCCGCGGGAUGCGGAGGGGGCCUCUGGAGGGGGCGGGUUCGCUGCAGCCAGAACGCCGGGAGCCGCCCAGGAAUUUUGGCUAGGACUGAGAGCAUUUCCUCCCGGGCGGGCCCGGCGCGAUCCCGGGGAGGGCGGCUGCGGGCAGACGCUGCGCUGCGCUCGGCCCGGCCGGCACCAUGCGGUCCCUGCUCUGCGCGCUGGCCGGGCUCGCCCUGCUCCGCGCCGCGGGCGCCUUCGCCGCUGCGGAACCCCUCAUCCGCUCCCAUGGAGACCUAGCUCGGAGCCCAGGGUGUGACAGACACUUGGCUGUCCACGGCCGUUUAGACGUCAUAGAGGAGACGGUGGAGAAGACGGUGGAGCACCUGGAGGCAGAAUUGAAAGGCCUGCUGGAUCAGCUGGAGGAGCUGGCCUGGAACCUGCCCCCGGGGCCCUUCAGCCCGACCCCUGACCUCCUCGGAGACGGUGAGUGGCUCAGGUAGCAGAGACGACAGCCUCUGGGGCUGGGCAAGCAGGAUAGGGAUGGCUGAUCCACCUUGCAGGUGUAGCCCGGACAAGCCAGGAGGGGCUCCAGCUCCGCCUGGGGACAGAAGUGGGAAGGCAUCCCCCUCACCUCCCCUAAGUGUUCUCUGCCCCUACCCCCACCCCAGGGGUUUCUGCAACCCAGCAUCAGGUCGGGGAUCCUGGAAGAGCUGGCCCCUUGCACCUGAGUGCCACUCUCGCCAUCACCCUGACACAGAGCGGCUGCCUCCUUCACUGGCCAUUUUCACGCCCCCAAACCUCCUUGGCUCCUUUUAUCUCCCUUCCAAGGAACCACUCCUGUGCCACCACAAAACCCUCUCAGGGAAGACUGGCAUCCCUCUGAUCAGGCGGUGGAGGGAUUGCCACCCUGCUCCCUCCUGGAGCCCUGUGCUCCCUGGCACAGGAGUUCCCUGGGGACCGGGAGGGGCGGUAAGGAGGCCUUCAGCACCCUCUGCUUGCCCACUCCGAGGCUGUGCCCU